CAUUAAAACCUCCUUUUCCCCUCAAACAAGAAGCCGUUUAUAUCAGUGUUUUUCUUUGUAUUCUUAGUUUUCUUGAUCUCUCAUGGAUGUUAAUACUACUACUACUAUACCAAGUGUUGACACAAAGAGCCAGUCAUACGCACAGCACCAAUUGCAUUCAGCAAAUCAUGAGCAUAGCCAUGCUCAUCUCCCCUCCAAAACCAUUCUCAUAGCCAUUGCAGCGGCCACCACAGUUACCGUACUUCUCACCAUUUUCUUUGUCCUAUUCUUGCUCCGUCGACAAAAGUCUUCCAACAAGAGUGGAGCCUGCAAGGAUAAGAAUCCAAGAGGGCUUCAUGACACAAGCAGCAGACUCAUUGCUUCAACAAAGUUGAGCAUUAGUUCUAGUCCAGAUGUGAAGGGAGGGUGUCUUCAAGGAGGAAACCUUAGUAGGUCACCAGCAGCACCUAAAUUCAAAGGAGUACAAGUUUUCACAUACAAGGAGAUAGAAGUGGCCACAAAUGGAUUCAGUGAAGCAAAUGUCAUUGGUAAUGGAGGGUUUGGUUUGAUGUACAGAGGAGUCCUAAGUGAUGGUACUUUGGCAGCAAUCAAGUUGCUACGCAGAGAAGGUAAGCAAGGGGAGCGUGCCUUCAGAGUAGAGGUCGAUCUCCUAAGUCGUUUGCACUCUCCAUACUUGGUGGAGUUACUUGGUUAUUGUGCAGACCAAAACCAUAGGCUACUCAUAUUUGAGUACCUACCCCAUGGCACACUCCAUCAACAUCUACACUCCCCUAAGAACCAAUCUCAGUCGUUGGAUUGGUGGGCCAGGAUGAGGAUAGCCCUUGAUUGUGCAAGGGCCCUGGAGUUCAUGCAUGAGCACCAUGCAGUCUCACCAGUGAUCCACAGAGACUUCAAGAGUAGCAAUGUGUUAUUAGAUCAAAAUUUCCGUGCUAAAGUGUCAGAUUUUGGGUUGGCAAAGAUGGGAUCAGAGAAGAUGAACGGUCAAGUUUCCACCCGUGUGUUGGGGACCACUGGAUAUCUGGCCCCAGAGUAUGCCUCCACGGGAAAGCUUACCACAAAAUCGGAUGUUUACAGCUAUGGUGUGGUUCUUCUUGAAUUGCUUACAGGGCGUGUACCAGUUGAUAUUAAGCGGGCCCCGGGAGAACAUGUCCUUGUCUCCUGGGCUCUUCCAAGAUUAACAAACAGAGAAAAAGUGGUGGAAAUGGUUGACCCGGAUCUAAGGGGGCAAUACUCAAAGAAGGAUUUAAUUCAGAUAGCCGCCAUUGCAGCAAUGUGCAUACAGCCAGAAGCAGAUUAUAGGCCACUCAUGACGGAUGUUGUACAAUCACUGAUACCACUUGCUAGGAACCCGGCUUCUCUUGGUUCAUCAAGUUCUUUAAGGUUUCAGAAACAAACACCAAGCCCAAGUCCAAGUCACUAAGUUGCAUUGUGGUUGUCUUUAUUGAACUGAGAAAGUGCUUGGACAGACAUAAGGGCCACGAAAACUCGAAUAUAUUACUCAGUGGGGUAUCAUCAAAUCAUUGAACUACGGAAUUCUUGUCACCCUUACUUUACUGCCUUCAAUGUAGAAAAGAUGAGGGGGAAAAUAAUCCAAAGCAGAAAGACGAUUCACAUCUUCCAGGCCAAUAAGGACAAACUUAUUUGCAUUUAGCCAUUGAUGCAAUUAGUUCUGGAUAUGAACAGAACAUUUCUUGUGUAAUAUGAUAAAAUUUAAAAGGCUCACUUCAUGCA
Arachis duranensis is the source of this 1731-nucleotide messenger RNA. RefSeq names its product probable serine/threonine-protein kinase PBL7. The record is from RefSeq and is a predicted model, not a curated record. The coding region runs from base 83 to 1420 and encodes 445 amino acids. Gene Ontology annotation, molecular function: protein kinase activity; ATP binding. Gene Ontology annotation, biological process: protein phosphorylation. The transcript has 6 exons. Lineage: Eukaryota; Viridiplantae; Streptophyta; Magnoliopsida; Fabales; Fabaceae.